Molecule: messenger RNA, 9122 nt
Organism: Fundulus heteroclitus (mummichog)
Lineage: Eukaryota; Metazoa; Chordata; Actinopteri; Cyprinodontiformes; Fundulidae
Gene: dip2bb
Product: disco-interacting protein 2 homolog Bb
Exons: 40
Coding region: 247-5142 (1631 amino acids)
Source: RefSeq, a predicted model, not a curated record
CCGACUCUCCUCUCUCCACUCUGACUUGUUCCCAUCUCCCCCAGUCAUGGCGGUGUCGGGGAGUCGCGGAGAUGGAGUAAACACCACCGUUUCCACAUCUUGAUCGCUUAUUUCCCUCUCCUCUUCCUCUUCCUCCUCCUCCUCCUCCUCCUCCCUGCCUCUCCCCGGCAGCCUCUCGCCGGAUCGUUACCUGCCGCCGUUGGAGCCAUCGGGUCCUUCCCGGCUUGGCUUGCCCAGCUUCCGACGAUGACCGAGCGCGGCGUUGAUCUGGCGGCUCUGCCGAAAGAGGUCAGGGACCAGCUGGCGGAGCUGGACCUGGAGCUGUCCGAAGGCGACAUCACUCAGAAGGGCUACGAGAAGAAGAGGACCAAACUCCUGGCUCCCUACAUAAUCCAAACUCCAGUGGCGCCCCCUCAGAAUGACGUACAGCCGCCUGCUCCCAGUUCGUCCAGCCACGCCCCCGCGCCUGCCAACUCGUCCCGCUACCGUGAACGUCGCUCUCGCAGGACGCAUCGUAACGGAGGAACCAGGGAUGACCGCUACAGAUCAGAUAUCCACACUGAGGCUGUCCAGGCUGCGCUCGCAAAAAACAAAGAGGAAAAAAUGGCACUUCCAAUGCCAACCAAGCGGCGCUCCACCUAUGUGCAGUCCCCCAUUGAGACCCGCACACCUCCAGACUCCUCGUCAGGAUCUGAAGACGAGCCAGCUGCUCGCAGACAGUCUUCAGUGGGAGCUCCCCAGCCACAGGUCCAUCCCAACCUGCAGAGCCCAGACUACUGGAUGAGCCGCACCACCCAGGGCUCCUCCACCUCCUCCUCCGCCUCCUCCACGCUGUCGCACGGAGAGGCCAAACCUCAGCCUCAGAGCCAGCCUCAGCCUCAGUAUAAGCCACAGUACCAGCCCUUGUAUCAGCCUCACCAUCAACCCCCGCCGCAGCCUCAGCAAAUCCCUCACCGCCAGCCUCCGGAGCAGAGCCGCGCUGCAGCCGUGACGGACAUGCUGGCUCACAGUCGCAUCGCUCCUUCUGAGAACAGCGCCCCCCCUCCAGAUGUGACGGCCGUGGCCCCCCCGUCCAGAGGCCAGCGGGUGGACCUGACGUCCAACGCCGUGGUCCGCGGGAUGAGCCGCGGGAACAGCCGCUCCAGCAUGAUGGAGACCGCUGACGGGAGAGGGAAUAUGCAGAGAGUUCCUGUAAGCAGCAGAGUUUCCACAAAGAUCCAGCAGCUGCUGAACACCCUGAAGCGGCCUAAGAGACCCCCGCUCAGUGACUUCUUCACUGAUGACUCUGAAGAGAUCGUCCAAGUGCCCCAGCCGGACCCCAACACGCCCAGGCCGGAGGGCCGUCAGAUCAUCCCAGUGAAAGGGGAGCCUCUGGGCGUGGUCAGCAACUGGCCACCAGCCCUGCAGGCGGCGUUGGCUCGUUGGGGGGCCACUCAGGCAAAAAGCCCCGCUCUCACUGCGUUGGACAUCACGGGCAAGCCCCUCUACACCCUGACUUACGGGAAGCUGUGGAGUCGCAGUGUGAAGCUGGCGUACACCCUCCUGAACAAGCUGGGCACCAAGAACGAGCAAAUCCUCAAACCGGGAGACAGAGUGGCGCUGGUGUACCCAAACAGCGACCCGGGCAUGUUCUGGGUGGCCUUCUACGGCUGCCUCCUGGCUGAAGUCAUACCCGUACCCAUAGAGGUGCCGCUGUCUCGCAAGGACGCCGGUAUCAGCCAGGUGGGCUUCCUGCUCGGCAGCUGUGGAGUUGGUCUGGCUCUGACGAGCGAGAUCUGCUUGAAGGGUCUGCCCAAGACCCCCACUGGUGAAAUAAUGCAAUUCAAAGGUUGGCCUCGAAUGAAGUGGGUGAUAACAGACUCUAAAUACCUGACCAAGCCGUCCAAAGACUGGCAGCCGCACAUCCCCACAGCCAACACGGAUCCUGCCUACAUCGAGUACAAGGCCAGCAAAGAAGGCACGGUGGUCGGUGUGGCGGUCUCUAAAGUGGCCAUGCUGACCCACUGUCAAGCUCUGACCCAGGCCUGCAACUACUGCGAGGGGGAAACGUUGGUGAACGUCCUCGACUUCAAAAAGGAUAUGGGCUUAUGGCAUGGUGUGCUCACUGCUGUAAUGAACAGGAUACACACCAUCAGUGUUCCCUACGCUGUGAUGAAAGCCUGUCCUCUCUCCUGGGUGCAGCGGGUCCACAUGAAUAAAGCUCGUGUCGCUUUGGUGAAGUGCCGUGAUCUGCACUGGGCCAUGAUGGCUCAUCGGGACCAGAGAGAUAUCAGCCUGGCUUCGCUACGAAUGCUCAUUGUUGCUGAUGGUGCUAACCCCUGGUCUGUCUCUUCCUGCGAUGCCUUCCUGAACCUGUUUCAGUCUCACGGACUAAAGCCUGAGGUUAUCUGCCCCUGUGCCGCCUCCCCUGAGGCCAUGACGGUAGCUAUACGCAGGCCGGGGGUCCCAGGUGCACCCCUCCCCGCACGUGCCAUCCUUUCUAUGGGCGGCCUGAGCUAUGGGGUCAUCCGGGUCAACACCGAGGACAAGAACUCUGCUCUGACCGUACAAGAUGUGGGACACGUCAUGCCUGGAGCUCUGAUGUGCAUAGUCAGGCCAGACGGACCUCCACAGCUGUGUAAAACCGACGAGAUAGGGGAGAUAAUCAUCAACUCCCGUGCCGGAGGCAUGAUGUACUACGGCCUGCCUGGACUCACCAAAAACACCUUUGAGGUGAUACCGGUUAACGCAAAUGGAGUUCCUAUAGGAGAAAUCCCGUUUGUGCGGUCAGGACUCCUGGGGUUUGUUGGCCCAGGCAGUCUGAUCUUUGUGGUGGGGAAGAUAGAAGGCUUGCUGAUGGUGAGCGGGCGGAGGCACAACGCUGACGACCUGGUGGCCACCGCUCUGGCUGUGGAGCCGGUUAAGACCGUGUACCGUGGAAGGAUCGCUGUGUUUUCAGUCACGGUGUUUUAUGACGAGAGGGUGGUAAUUGUCGCGGAGCAAAGGCCAGACGCCAGCGAGGAGGACAGCUUCCAGUGGAUGAGCCGAGUGCUUCAGGCCAUCGACAGCAUUCACCAGGUCGGCCUCUACUGUCUGGCUCUGGUCCCGGCCAACACCUUGCCCAAAACGCCCCUCGGCGGUAUCCACAUCUCCGACACCAAGCAGUUCUUCUUGGAUGGGACGUUGCACCCCUGCAACAUCCUCAUGUGUCCCCAUACGUGUGUCACUAACCUGCCAAAGCCCCGCCAGAAGCAGCCGGUCGGUGUAGGCCCCGCCUCCGUCAUGGUGGGCAACCUGGUGGCAGGGAAGCGGAUCGCCCAGGCCGUAGGGAGGGACCUCGGCAUGAUCGAAGACCAGGAUCUUGUCCGAAAGCUCUGUAUGUGGCCCACUGUGAUGCAUCAGUAUUUGACUGAAGCUCUUCAGUGGAGGGCCCAGACAGACCCAGACCACGUCCUCUAUGUGCUCCUAAACGCAAAGGGCGUAACGGUGGGGACGGCGACGUGCGUCCAGCUCCACAAGAGAGCGGAGAAGAUAGCGGCGGCCCUUUGCGAGAAAAGCAGCAUCAAUAAAGGGGAGAACGUUGUGCUGCUCUAUCCUCCUGGGAUCGAUUUGAUUGCGGCCUUCUACGGCUGCCUCUACGCUGGCUGUGUGCCGGUCAACGUCAGGCCUCCGCACCCUCAGAACCUGGCAGCCACUCUGCCCACUGUUCGGAUGAUCAUCGAUGUCAGUAAAGCUGCGUGCAUCCUCACAACACAGAACCUGAUGAGGACUCUGCGCUCCAAAGAGGCCGCAGCCUCUGUCAACAUCAAAACCUGGCCGACCAUCAUUGACACCGAUGACCUGCCUCGCCGCCGGCCUCCGCAGAUCUACAAGCCUCCCACGGCAGAGAUGAUCGCUUAUCUGGACUUCAGCGUCUCCACCACGGGCAUGCUCACUGGCGUCAAGAUCUCUCACGCAGCAGUCAGCGCCCUGUGUCGCUCCAUAAAGCUUCAGUGUGAGCUUUACUCCUCUCGCCAAAUAGCCAUCUGUCUGGAUCCUUACUGUGGUCUGGGCUUUGUCUUGUGGUGCCUUGCCAGCGUUUAUUCUGGUCACCAGUCCAUCCUGAUCCCUCCCUUUGAGCUGGAGAGCUGCUUGUCUCUGUGGCUGAGCACGCUCAGUCAGUACCGCAUCAGAGACACCUUCUGCUCCUACUCUGUGAUGGAGCUGUGCACUAAAGGACUGGGCACGCAGACCGAGCUGCUCAAGGCGCGCGGAGUGAACCUGUCGUGUGUGCGGAGCUGCGUGGUGAUAGCAGAGGAACGCCCUCGUCUCGCCCUCUCGCAGUCCUUCUCCAAGCUGUUUAAGGAUUUGGGACUGUCGCCCAGGGCCGUCAGCACGGCGUUUGGCUCCAGGGUUAACCUGGCGAUCUGCCUGCAGGGCACCACUGGUCCUGACCCCUGUACGGUGUAUGUGGACAUGAAGUCUCUGCGUCAUGACAGAGUGAGGCUGGUGGAGAGAGGAGCGCCUCAGAGUCUUCCUCUGAUGGAGUCUGGCAAGAUUCUUCCAGGUGUCAGGGUGAUCAUUGUGAAUCCGGAGACGAAAGGCCCACUCGGUGAUUCUCACCUGGGGGAGAUCUGGGUGAACAGCCCGCACAACGCCAGCGGCUACUACACUAUCUACGGAGAGGAGAGUCUUCAGGCCGACCACUUCAACACCAAGCUCAGCUUCGGAGACCCGCACACUUUAUGGGCCCGAACUGGAUACUUGGGUUUUGUAAAAAGGACAGAGCUGCUGGACGCAAGUGGAGAUCGGCAUGACGCUCUGUUUGUGGUGGGCUCUCUGGAUGAGACACUAGAGCUACGAGGGUUACGUUACCACCCCAUCGACAUCGAAACCUCCGUGUCAAGAGCUCACCGAAGCAUUGCUGAGAGUGCUGUGUUUACCUGGACCAACCUGCUGGUGGUGGUGUCGGAGCUGUGCGGCUCGGAGCAGGACGCCCUGGACCUGGUGCCCCUCAUCACAAACGUGGUCCUGGAGGGCCACCACCUCAUCGUGGGCGUGGUGGUGAUCGUCGACCCCGGCGUCAUACCCAUCAACUCCAGGGGAGAGAAGCAGCGCAUGCACCUCCGCGACUCGUUCCUCGCCGACCAGCUGGACCCCAUCUACGUCGCGUACAACAUGUGAGGCGCUCGUGGCCGCCCGGGUUCGGGUUUUGGAUGAGCACCAGCGACCGGUCUCGACGGGAGAGUGUGUGUGUGUGUGUGUGUGUGUGGAGCAGAAAAGCAUGAAGCACGUACGUGUACAGACACGCGGCCCUGUGUGACACCAGCAUAUCUUCACCACUGCAUGUCUGUGUUUGGGGUUGAGCACUGUGUUUUUUUUUAUAGAAACAGAGCAAUUUUGCAAACAAGGCAGGUAACAUGCGCGGCGAAAGGAAAAAGCAAAGCAAAGUUUCUGCUGCGUUUUUUUUUUUUUUUUAUGUUUUUUUUGGUGGAGAAAUGACAAAAUGAGGCAACAGGUCACUUUGAUAAUAAAAGCUGUCGUCCUUGUCUUAGUGGAAAGUCUGUCCCCCUUCCCCGUCCACGCAGAGCUACUAAUCCCAACACAACUUGAAGUAUUUUUGUACAUGCAGCUUUCAAGCAAACUCGCACACAAACGCUCGCCCUGAGCCCCUUUUCGUUUCAUUUCCCAGCAACGUGCAUAAGGGGGGCAAGCCAUGGGAACAGACCUCUUCCUCAGCCAGUGUGCAUAUUUAAAAAUCUAUUUCCCCUCCUCUUAUUGAAACCAAAUAGAUAUUCCCGCUUUGAUAUAUUUCCUGCCUUACAAAACUUCAGCCAUACAUUCCUAUCUUGACUUUUAUUGAAUUUGCUAUUAAUGGCUUCAUAUUCUUCCUCGAUCCGUGGAGCAAACGUUCUCACAGGUAUCCAAAAGGGAUGAGAACAAAAUAAAAGAGCCCAUAUUCUGUACUGUAACAACAAAAGGGGUCUCUUUGUAUUUUCGAUACUGUAUGUCACUGUAUAGAUAUUUCUAUUUGUAUAAAUGUAUAAUUGUUUUGCUCACCUCUCCCAGCUGCUCCUUUCUGAAUCAAUACCUGAGCUGGGAGGCUGUCACAGUAGCAGGAAUAAGGCUGUAAAUAAGAUAUACCGGUUAAAAAGGACUUUUGUUUGAGGAUAUUAGCUAUAUAAGGGACUAGAAGAUGAAUAACUUUCAAUCAUUGUGUGUCGGGAUGGAUAUAACGUUGCACUUUUUAAAGAGAAAAAAAAAUCUAUUUUAUUAUGACAAUAAGGCAUUAUGAGCAUAUGGUUCAGGAGCAUGUUAUUCUGAGCAGAGUAAUCCAAGUUUACUGGGAGGGCUAUCACUGUUAACGCAGGAACCUUCCCCCGUUGGUGUCGGUAAGGAAGGUUACGAAACUACUUAAAACGACUGUUUUCAGGCUGACGGGUUACAUUUUCACUGAAAAUCUGAAGGUUCGGUCCACUUCUGUUCAUCUCACAUCCAUGGCCACCAUGCUGGCAGAUAGACAUGAUCCUUUUUAGUUGUGUGAAACAUGGAGCGACAACAAGUUCAAACCUGGUUCCUCUCCACACCCAAAAGUUCAAACUGUAUUUUUUUUGUGUGUGUGUGUGUGCUUGUGUGUGUGUUUGUGCGAGUUUUUGUGCAACUUUUUGUAUAUAAUUGCUUUGAGCUCUAAAAGCAUUGUUGUUCGUACUGUAGCCAGCAGAAGGUAGUUCAACACGUGUCAUAACUUAUUUUCUGUAUUCAACCACUGGAAGUUGAAGCACUUGUGAAUGCACCUGCGAGGCUGAGCCACACGCAAGGCGCCAUCAAGAGGAAAAUAAAAUGCCAUCUGACGGAGAAGGGCAUAAAAAUACUGCGCUUCGUGAAAAUGCUCUGGCCAGAAGUUGACAUCCAUUCAUCGUACGCGCGAACGUCACAAUAAUUUGGGGUUCUGAUUUAAUUAUUUGAGCCGUUUAUAUUGAAUGGUAAUACGAGAAAUGGCUUUGAUUCAAUUUUACAUUUCAAAUUUACAUUUUAAAUUUAAGUUCAAAAAGAAUUGGGUGCACAAGUUUGAAUUUUCCCUAAAUCUACAUAAAAAAAGACUUAAAUAUAUUCACACUGCCUCAGUAAUAUUUGAUUAAGUGUCCUUGAGAAACUCACACCUCGACUGAGCUUUUGAUUGCCGUCUUCUUGGGAGAACCAGUAGGGUUUAUCUUAAUUGGUUUGUUUUUUCUGACACAGACCUUUUUAAGCCUAAUCUAACCAUUUUCAGUAGGUUGAAGACCAGAAGCUUAAUAUUAGUUUGCUGUAUUAAAUCCUAAACCACUUUAGAUGUGUUUGGGACCAUCGUCCUGUUGGAACACCCAGUUGUGUCCAUGUCUUAACCAUAUUGUUGCUGAUUUCUCCCCUCUUAGGACCAGUGUUCAGAUGUCAACAUUUGCAGCCCAAGCUAAAUUGCAAUCCUUUGUCUAUAGUCGCUUAUCCGUGUUGGUCGUGGUGGAGGGGUUAGUGCCCGUCUUCUCCUGGGACUGGGCAAGAGGCAGGGUACACACACGCUGGACAUGUUGCAGAUCCAUCACAGGGCAACAUAGAUAAAGAGGACAAACAGCGUGAACACACACACACACACUCAUACCUGAGGGCAAUUUAGAGUGAAUAACCUAUUAGUCAUGUUUUUGGACUGUGGGAGAACAAGUAAACCCUGUGCAGGCAGAACCCAGACAGUCCUUAGUGGCUUUUAUCGAACAGUAAUUCAACAGAAAAUGGAGUGAAGAGAGAAGGGGAAGACGUGCAGCGAAUGGCCCGCAACUGAACUCAGGACCACCACGUCGAGGACCAUAGCCUCGGUCACCUAUCAAAGCUAAGGUUAUACAAGAAGCCUGUUGACGGCUACAAAAAAAAAAAAGCAUUUGCCGAGGCAAAUGUGACUAAAUAUUAACGGGGUUGUGUGUAUAUUGUUAAACUUACAUUGAUUUGAUCCACUGCAGAUUAGGAAAACAUCUAUAAAAAUGCAAACUUGUGCACCUAUUUUUCUUUUGUUUGAGAUUGAAAUAUUUUUAUAAUUUUUCCACCGCUGAUGUAAUAAGUGUACCCAAGAUAAGUGUAUGUAAACAUCUGACCAGCAAUUAUGGGCUUUUCCUUGUGCUUUAACCUUUAAAGGUUCUUUGUAAUGGCUUGCACAGUAUUUCAGUGAUGAAACCUUUGUGUCAGCCUACAAUUGUUUUUCUUCUUCUUUAUUUAAUAUUGUCACCCUUUGCAGUUGCCCCAUUUUACCAUUCAAACAAGUCUCGCCAAAAUUUUGGAAAGAUUUGUAAACCUUAAAGAUAAUCACAGACGAACAUCUUAACAAUGCACUUUGCACUGUUCAAUAAUCUUCGGCACGUCCUCCUUCAGAUAAAACAUUUAGUGCCACAUUUUAGUCCAGCUCUGACAAAAAAAAAAGGGUCCAAUAGCACUUAAUUUUAGCUUUAACACUUUGUCUCACAGUCGCAGCAGAAUGUUGGCAUGACUCGGCCACGAAGGAACUGGCUCCAGGUACAUCCCAUAUUUGAUGCAGUAGGAGAGGUAAACCGGUAUGAGACUAAACUUUCAGGGAGUAAAACAGAACUGGACCUGAUGAGAGCAGGAUCCAUAAACUGGAUAUUUCACAAAAAUUAGUAUCUUUGUAACUUAUGGGAGAGCUGAGAUGACAACUAGAAUCCAUCUGCCUGCUUUGCUGGGAAGUCUACAAGGGCUUCUUUUGGUUCCUACUCUUUUAUUAUUAUUUUUUUUCAAACUUCAGAAUUCUUACACUAUGCAAUCCUAAUGAUGGUGCGAUGCGAUUUAAUUUCAAAGUUUGCACAGUAUGGAAAAAUAAACAUGAUGCUAAUUUUUUUAAAGACUAAGAGGAAUUAAUAAAAUCUACCCAGCACUUAAGAUUGCAUUCAUCUCUCUUGAGUUGUUUUGUCAAUAUUAUGUGUAUGCACUCUGAAUAUGUUGUAUAGUAAUUAAUCUGUGAAAUCUACAUUUGCUUCACGAGGGUUUAAUCCACUGUCUUUAGAGGGGUUUUAACUCAGUCUGUUAAAAGAUAUAGGUGGUACCAUUUUGCUUUCUUCCAUUUUGGUUUGUUGUACUUUGUUUUAUACUUAAUGUAUAAGUAAUGCAGAAUAAACAAACAUUUAAUCAUA